Messenger RNA from Cyprinodon variegatus (sheepshead minnow), 3925 nucleotides. RefSeq names its product beta-2 adrenergic receptor-like. The coding region runs from base 232 to 1683 and encodes 483 amino acids. The record is from RefSeq and is a predicted model, not a curated record. Gene Ontology annotation, biological process: negative regulation of smooth muscle contraction; adenylate cyclase-activating adrenergic receptor signaling pathway; norepinephrine-epinephrine-mediated vasodilation involved in regulation of systemic arterial blood pressure. The transcript is spliced from 4 exons. Gene Ontology annotation, cellular component: membrane. Gene Ontology annotation, molecular function: beta2-adrenergic receptor activity; norepinephrine binding. Lineage: Eukaryota; Metazoa; Chordata; Actinopteri; Cyprinodontiformes; Cyprinodontidae.
AAAAUAAGGGCAACAGGCUCAGCUGCUUCAAAGUGUGUUUGAGGGCUGAAAGGACUGAGUACACACAUGAGAACAAAGAGGAAGGAGCAAGACUGAGUGCCUGGGUAACACUUUCAAUACCUCAUUAAGAAGUGGAGCUUCUGAGAAAAGCGGUUCAAACAUGUUGUGGAUUUAAAAAGACAUGCAAGAAUGAAAUCUCUGGACUGAAGAAGGCAAAGCCUGGAGUGAAUCAUGGCCAAUGCGACCUCUUUGACAUCACCCAUGAAUCAGUCGCAUCCUGGCAAUAUCAUCACCCCAGAAUACAGUGAUGUGGAGCUUGUAUUUCUUGGCGUUGCUAUGGCUAUUCUUGUUGUAGCAAUAGUUUUGGGUAAUGUGAUGGUAAUUACUGCCAUCCUGCGCUUCCAGAGGCUCCAGACUAUCACCAACCUCUUCAUUGCCUCACUGGCUGUUGCUGAUCUCAUCAUGGGUGUGAUCGUGGUCCCUUUCAGCUCCAGUAACAUCUUGCUGCAAAGUUGGAAGUUUGGAAACUUUAUGUGUGACUUCUGGACGGCAACUGAUGUGUUGUGUGUGACUGCCAGCAUAGAAACACUGUGUGUGAUUGCUCUGGACCGCUACCUCGCUAUUACAAGGCCGCUCCGCUAUACAACACUGCUCACCAGGGCUCGGGCCUUCAUGGUGGUGUUUGUGGUUUGGGCAGUGGCCUCACUCAUCUCUUUCUUGCCCAUCUAUCUCAAGCUCUGGGUGUCAGAUAAACCCCGCGCUAUAGAAUGCCGAUUAAGCGAGACCUGCUGUGAAUUCAACACCAACCAAGGAUAUGCAGUAUCUUCUUCGAUAGUGUCUUUCUAUCUGCCUCUGGUGGUGAUGAUUUUCCUCUACACCCGUGUAUUCCAAGAGGCUCAAAAGCAGCUGGAAAAAAUCAGAGGAAGGGAGCGGCACUUCUUCCACCUGCAUAAAUCUGCACAACGGACUUAUCCAGAUGACAGCCCCUCACUGAAUAAACUCAGGACAGGAGCAGAUGGAGAGGACAGACUAAACAUGCAGCAAACAGAGGACUCAGAUAGUAGGCAAGAAGAAAAGGGGGAAGAAAACAGAGGGAAGACGGAAAAAGAAGGAAAGCAGUCUGCUGCUAAGCGUCUCAGGAUCUGUCUUUCGCAGCACAAGGCUGUGAAAACUUUGGGGAUCAUCAUGGGAACUUUCACAUUAUGUUGGCUACCUUUCUUCAUCCUUAAUAUCGUCAUAGCUUUUGUGGAUCUCAGUGGCAACAGGGACCUUUUCAGAUUCCUUAAUUGGCUGGGUUAUUCCAACUCAGCCUUCAACCCCCUCAUCUACUGCCGCAGUCCGGAUUUCUGGCACGCCUUUCAGGAGAUACUUCAUUUAAGGGGAGGGAACUCAAGAUGGAAGGGGGCAUUUGGAUGGUGCAGUGACAGACACGGUUACUCUAAGUCGCCACGGAGGCAGAACGGAGACUCGAACUUUGAUCGUGUGAGGGGUCUGAGCAGUCGGGAGAAAUCCGGCUGGAGAGGAAGUCUGGAGAGCUCAAUACGAGGCAGCUCACUGACCCUCGCUCUACAAGCAUCGGGUUCUGAGCAGGUUCUAGAUGUAGCUCCGGGUUCUCUGAGCAGCUGGCAGCAAAACAGCUCUGACAGUAGGACUUGUAGAGAAAAUAUUGCUUCUAUUGCUUGACCAAAACUAUGUAUGAAACAUUGCACCCCUAAAUUAUAUUCAAACAGCAUUUGCUGAAUUGUUUGUGUGACAGACUGACUUAAGCUUCUGGUCUAUGAAGUAGCCAGAAAAUGUAAGGUUACAUUUGCUCAGUGUUUUUGUGGUUAUUCAAGGUUUCCUGUUCUUUUCUACAAUCGUUUUUCAAUUGUAUUUAAUAGACUAAAAUAAAAAAAAGCAAUCUGAGGAAAAAUUUGGCAUUAAUAAAUUCACACAAAGCAUUUAUUAUUUUAAUAUUCAAAAACACAUAUGAUAUAAAUAUGCAACUUGUCAAAAUGUUUUCUUAUAUUUCUGUGUAAGCUGUGACUUGAACAACAGAAAAAAAGGAAAUAUUGUAAUAUUAGACUUGUUGUAAAACAACGGAGGAGUAUUGCAUUCAUCAAGAAACAAAAAGAUACUGGUCUGUUUUUCUGAAUAAAAAAUAUAUUUUUUUCUGAAUUUAAAUUAAAUAAAUAAAUAAAGAUAUUCUGUUUGUGUGGAUUAACAGAUCAUUUUUACAAAAACAAUUAAAACCGUUCUGUUUUUACUGAAUUAAUGAAAUAAUGCUGCUGGGAUUCUAUAGAGGAGAAGCUACAAUGUUUGCUGAGUUGAAUUCAUCUUUAUGUUCUUUUGGGAUUAAAACCCUGGGAAAUUGUUUUUUUCUCUUAGUUAUGAAGACUUUGCAAAGACACCUGCUUGCUGGCCGCUACUCAUUGCAGUUUAUCAUGUAAUUCUGAAAAACAGGACUUUUUAAAAUUUAUUUUAUUUAAAAUGAUCUUGUUAAUUCAGAAAAAACAUCCCAGUUUCUUUUUUUUUCAGGUGAAUGCAAUCUGUUUCCAAAUUAAAAAACAGUCUAUUUCAGCCCAAACAAAACUUAAGAUGUAGUCCAUAAUUUUAAAUGAUUAAAAUACGUUAAUAAAUGCUUAAAUGUAACAUUUGACACAGCUCUACGACAUAGAGAAGACAAUCUGUCAUAAUUAUUGAUUUAACUAAUUAUGACAGUUCUUUAUGGGUAAAAAAAAAUUCCAAGACAAAUGUCUGCAUCAUCAACCAAUAGAUUUGCAUGUUUACCUUAAGGGAGCUGUCAUUGGGUGAUUAUGAAGCACCUGUCUGGGUGAAAGGGCCCGUCAGUUGGACGGUAUGUGUGCAAUAAAGAAACCAAAACAUGGACCGAUUAUUAAUUCUGCUUUUUCUGUUCUUGUUUAAGAAAAGUUAUGGACCACAGCUUUAAGUCUAGUGCUGCAAAGAAACCAAUCUGCACCUAAAAGAAAUUAAGACUAAAAACCUGGCUUAAGUUUACAAAAUAAUUCACAUUAAUUGAAUAUUCUUUAAUUUCCUAAUAUAUUUCGGUAUUCUAUCAACCCUUAAGGUUAUGAAUGGUACUAAAUUUGUGAUCUAUCUCUUUAGAAGAUAUACUUUCUAUGGUUAUUUAAGACCAAAAGAUAUUAUCUAAAAUGGAGGACUCCAUUAUUCAUUGCCUUGCCAAAAUAUUGAGUCUUGAAAAUGGUAAAAGUUGGUUAUAUAACCACAAACUUCAGGGUAUUUCAUAAAUAAAACACAUUGUUGUGCCUAAAUAUAAAAUGGGAGGUUUAUUUUUUUUAAGGAAUAAAACCUGACAUAUGUUUAGUGGAUUUGUAGGUAGCCUCCUUUAUUUUGAUGCUCUUGAACAAAAACGUGAAGAGUUGGGAAAGAGAAACAUCUGAAACCGAGCUGCGGCCCCAUUAUGCAACCUUCUUUCUGGUUAUGCCUUGAUAGCCAAUUUUAAAAAAAGUCUGUAUCGCUUCACUGUAGCUGAACUAUGCAGGCAAACCAACAUCAAAUACAUUUCACUGACAGCCAAAGGUGUUAGAGAGACUGGGAUACAGCUUUAUUGGUAAUAUUUAGGCAUUAUGAAGAUAAAUGGACAACAGCAGUGGGCAUAAUACAAACCAUAACCUAACUAAUUAUUAUCACAUUCUGAAAAAACAGGAAAACAUACAGCAAAAUCAACAGGGAGACACUCGGAUAAUUAAAACAAAAGACUCUCUAAAUAAUGAAGGGAUUUCUGGAAAUAAACCAGACAAUGUAUUUAUUUAACAUUAAAUAAAGGGUUAUUAGGAUACUUUAGAUACCAAUUAUAAAUAGUUUGGGGUUUUUUUUUGUUUAGAUUGAUAUAACAAACUUUUUUAUAUUACAGACAUUAUAUAUAUUCCAGACUUGUGUCCCAAAUGUUUAAAAUUUCCCCAAA